This is a messenger RNA of Varanus komodoensis (Komodo dragon), 2631 nucleotides long. RefSeq names its product IgGFc-binding protein-like. The coding region runs from base 1 to 2631 and encodes 876 amino acids. NCBI's taxonomy places the organism in Eukaryota, Metazoa, Chordata, Lepidosauria, Squamata, Varanidae. The record is from RefSeq and is a predicted model, not a curated record. The transcript has 7 exons. Gene Ontology annotation, molecular function: protein binding.
AUGGGUGUGAUGGGUCCAUCCUCUUGCAUCAUGUUCCAGGUCAAUGGUGCUUUUGCAAACCUGCCUUUCUACCAUGGGGACAGGAUAAAGGCUUACCUCCGUGGAAUGGAGGUGUUCAUCCAGACUGAUUUUGAUGUGACGGUGGUCUUUGACUGGAAGAGUUACGUCAGAGUCAUGGUGCCCAGCACUUACACCAAUGCUGUGUGUGGUCUCUGUGGCAACAAUAACCGGGACCCGAAGGAUGACUUUGCCAUGAAGGAUGGCAGCCAGGCACCGAGUGCAUCUCAAUUUGCCGAGAGCUGGAAGGUGGCUGAGGUCCCUGGUUGCUCAGUGGGCUGCACUGACGACUGCCCAGCCUGUGGAGAUGCCCAGAAGGAAGCCUAUGAGGGUGAGCAAUACUGCGGCAUCCUCAUCAAAAAGGAUGGGCCAUUCCGGCAAUGCCACAGGACCAUCGACCCAACACCCUACUUCAUUGACUGUGUCUUUGAUACCUGCCAGUACCAUGGUCAGCAUGAUGCUCUGUGCCGUGCCAUCAGCGUUUAUGUGGCUGCCUGCCAAGCCUUGGGCGUUCAGAUUGGACCAUGGAGAACAGACUCUUUCUGCAGCCCUGCCUGUUCGCUGAACUCUCACUACGAGCUCUGCGGAAAUGGCUGCCCUGCCACUUGCCACGGGCUCUCUGCUCCAGCCAGCUGCAUGGCUUCAUGCAAAGAGGGCUGCUAUUGCGAUGCUGGGUUCGUCCUGAGUGGGGACCAGUGCGUUCCUCUGGGUGACUGUGGCUGUAUGCACCAGGGGAAGUACUACAAGAAGGGAGAGUACUUCUACCCCAGCUCCUCCUGCCAGGAGCAAUGCCAGUGCACUGAGAAUGGGGUCGUUGAAUGCCAGGAAACCUCCUGUGGUCCCCACGAAGAAUGCAAGGUGCAGGAUGGCAUCCAAGGCUGCCAUCCAGAGGGGCAUGGCAACUGCAGUAUGGCCGCAGGUUCCCACUACUUGACCUUUGAUGGCCGGGCCUACGACUUCCACGGUACCUGCUUGUAUGCCUUAAGUACAGUUGCCGGCAAGGAUUCUCGGUUAGCAAACUUCUCUGUGCUUGUGGAGAAUGACAGGUCCCUGACAAAGUCUGUUGUGGUCUCAGUUCAUGGCUACACUGUCGUCAUUGAGAAGGGAAUGAAGUGGCAGGUCAAGGUGAAUGGGGAACGUUACACCUUGCCAAUGACUACCAGUGCUGGGAGACUCUGGGCCAACCAGGAAGGGAGCAACAUCAUCGUUCAGUCUGACUUCGGCCUCAAAGUCCUUUAUGAUUCCUCCUCCUAUGUCCUCGUGUUUGUGCCCAGCACCUACCAGGGGCAUGUCGGGGGCUUGUGCGGUAAUUUCAAUAAGGACAAAACAGACGACUUCACUCUGCCCAGUGGAGAAAGCACACAGAACGUUGACCAAUUUGGUGCUUCAUGGAAGGUUCCCCUGGAGGGAACAGGCUGUUCAGACGGCUGUGGUGAGAAAUGCCCUGUCUGUGGGUCACAGCAGACAGCGCCAUACACUCCCAAGAGCUCCUGCGGAAUGAUCCAAGCCAUGUCAGGCCCAUUCAAAGGCUGCCAUGCCUUCGUGGAUCCCGCAGAGUACUUCGGCCACUGCCUCUACGACAUGUGUGCUUCCAACGGUGCCAUGGAGUCCCUCUGUCGGAGCCUUCAGGCAUACGUGGCGGCCUGCCAAGCUGCUGGUGCUACCAUCGAGGCCUGGAGAAAUAGCAGCUUCUGCCCUCUCACCUGCCCGUCCAACAGCCAUUACAGUCUGUGUACCAGGACUUGUGAUUUCACCUGCACCAGUUUGUCUACAUCAGGGCAGUGCACAGAGAAAUGCUUUGAAGGCUGCCAGUGUGACAGCAGCUAUCUGUUUGAUGGCAACAGAUGUGUGGCGAUGGAGGACUGCGGCUGUGUGUAUGAUGGAAGAUACAUCAAGGCUGGAGAAAGUCUUGUCUUGGAAGGCUGUCUGAGGAAGUGCACUUGUCGCGCAUCAGGCCGGCUCACCUGCGAGGACACCAGCUGCCAGCUAGGGGAGAUAUGCGCCAUCCAUGAUGGUGUGCGUGGCUGCAGGGGUCCCGAGGGCGAGUGUGCCCUCACCCCUGGUGCACGGCUGGUCUCCUUCGAUGGUGUCUCCGGGGAGAUCCUCCACAAGGGGGUGUAUGACGUGGCUUCCCUUUGCAACGAGAGUGACCCCUUUUGGUUCAGGAUCGUGGCAGUAGUCCAGGAAUGCAACGAUUGGGAUUUGCCAGCAGUAUCAACCAUACACAUAUUUUUCCAAGGAGUCUUCAUAACUGUGAAAAGGAACAGGGAGACGUGGAUAAAUGGCCACCUUGUGACCCUCCCAGCCAAGGCCACUGAUGAUGUCUUAGUGAGACUCUCUGAGGAAGGGGUCGUGGUUGAGUUGGACUCGGAAGUCAAGGUCAUCCUACGGCCCUGUGGAAAACUGCUGGUGCAAGUCAGUGACAGCCUGGCAGGAAAGUUGUGUGCCUCCUGUGGAAACUUCAAUGGAAAUAGUGCCGAUGAUCUUAAACUGCCCAAUGGGGAGAUAGCAGGAAGCAUCUCUGAGGUCAUUGAAGCCUGGAAGUCCAUGGACUUCUCUGGCUGUAAUGCCUGA